Meriones unguiculatus (Mongolian gerbil) is the source of this 750-nucleotide messenger RNA. It is a transcript of the gene C3H9orf153, whose product is annotated as chromosome 3 C9orf153 homolog. The record is from RefSeq and is a predicted model, not a curated record. Bases 1 to 750 code for a protein of 249 amino acids. The transcript has 3 exons. Lineage: Eukaryota; Metazoa; Chordata; Mammalia; Rodentia; Muridae.
AUGGCACAAGAACAUCACAGAUAUUCGCUGCCAGACUUGUAUGCAUGCAUUGAGAAUUUUAAUUAUGAGAACAAGAAAUCUAAUCUCCAAAAUGUCUGUGGCAUCUCAUUCGAGGAAGCUCAGGGAUCCCUUGAGAAGACCCUGAAUGCCCUUGACAGCAACAAAGCUAAGAAGAAAGAUGAGCACCUCCCUGCCAUGCCGACUGAAGUUAAGGAGGAGGAGCAGAAGCCAGCGUCCAUGGCAGAUGUCCUUCACCAAAGCUUGCUCCUAGAUGCCCUGGCCCCAAGGGAACAGUUAUCCAAGUCCUAUAGGAGAUUGGUCCAGGCUGGCAUCCCUCCUCCUGUGCAUACCUUUCCUUACAGUUUCAGGACCGAAGAUCCAAGAGCUUCUGAAACACCCAUUAAAGAAAUGGCUUCAAGCACCACGUUGAGCCAACUUCUCCUGACUUCUGUUCCCCAAGACAGAGCAAUCUACGAAGAGAAAUCGAAAACCUUCUUCCCCGCAGAACCAGGAAAGCAGUUCCUGGACCUGAUGGACCUGGAAUGGAGGUAUUUCAAGGGGCUUGUAAAGUGGGAACGUGCAACCAAGAAACAUUCCUUCAUGGAUAUAACAUUUAACAGUGAGAUGAGAUUUGUAAGGAGCCAAGGCAUGCCUGGGCUUAUUCCUUCUCUAGUUUGCAGGACUUUGAUGUUUUACCCUUCAGUUGACUACUAUGAAAAAAAUUUUAGUUAUUUUAAGUGGAAGGUAUAG